Molecule: messenger RNA, 1284 nt
Organism: Actinia tenebrosa (Australian red waratah sea anemone)
Lineage: Eukaryota; Metazoa; Cnidaria; Anthozoa; Actiniaria; Actiniidae
Source: RefSeq, a predicted model, not a curated record
AGUACUUGUGACAUCGAGUUUAACAGUUCCCAGUAUUAUGAGCAUAUAUCAUCCGUACUGAUUCCAAGAGAGAGAGACAAAGGACUCUCGGUUUUCACUGCAGGUACAUGUUAUCGCCUGUUAAUCCGGACAGGCAAAAUAAUACCCUCGCAGGCCACCCAUCAGUUAUCACUAACACUGGACAUGACAAACAUCGGAUUGGUUGUUCUAAGCGUUAUCUGCUUGGCUAUAGCAAUUGACGGCUUAGAACAACCACUCACAGCGCAACAAACGACUGGUAGUAACGAGACAGAAGAGGAACCACAUCCAUACACUAUCUCUUUCUUUGUAUUCCCUCAUGGCGCCGCGUCAGACCUGCUGCAAAGGGCAAUGAGCCCAAAGAAAAAUACCGUAAAAUCGCUAAUUACUAACGCGACUGCAGCCAAUGGCAGUGCCGAAGAAACAUGGAUCGAUAAGGAAGACAUCGAUCCUGAUUUACUCUAUCAACGGGGCAGUAUUAACCACCCCACGAGUGAGAUGUACCCUAAAUGCCAUCAGUGUACCAAGAACUCCACCUAUGAAGGAUGUACCGAGAAGAAGACUCUAAAAGUGUGCAACAAGGGGCUGGCUAACAUCUGCUAUACCAAGAGUGUUAAGAGAGGCGAGGUAGUGCACUAUGAGAUGGGAUGUGCUACACACAAGCAGUGUAGGCGCGCAAGGGCACAGCCUUGUGCUUUCAAAGUCAAGCACUGUUUCACGUGUUGUCAGUGGAGUGGCUGUAAUUCCCAGUCUCAUCAUCACAAGAAAUUCCCAUUCGUCAAAGACAUCGAUACCAAGUUAUCCUUCGACAGCAAAUCAGCGCAUAUCACAAUCGUCUGGGAACUACUUAUAACCAGUCUCCUUUCGACAAUUUUUCUCUCAUAAGAAACUGGACACCAGUCCCUUCUCGACAGCUGUUAUAAAAGCCGUCCUAUCAUUUAGUGGCAAAGGUUGACCUUGGACAAGAAAAUGACUUGCUUUAAUGUUGAACUGAAUGUUUUAAGUAACUUCAAAGUAUUCAUUUUCGCACAUGGGGGGUGGGGUGCGUAGGGAAUAUAUGUUAUCAUGUGACUGUAAAUGACGUAAGCUAGCUCGCACGACAUGAACUUCGCUUGAAUAUUUCAACAGAACUCCUUUUCCUUGAAGGUACUAUGAGGGCUAUUAUCUGUUUGCUCCAUAUUGGGGGUUUUAGCAAUACUAUUGAUAAUACAUAGGAAGGGAAUAAAGUGUAAAUAGCGAUAGAUAAACUAAAUGUUUUGCCUGUCA